This is a messenger RNA of Pistacia vera, 444 nucleotides long. RefSeq lists its product as uncharacterized. The record is from RefSeq and is a predicted model, not a curated record. The transcript has a single exon. Bases 1 to 444 code for a protein of 147 amino acids. NCBI's taxonomy places the organism in Eukaryota, Viridiplantae, Streptophyta, Magnoliopsida, Sapindales, Anacardiaceae.
AUGAAAGUCAAGCGUUCUCAACUUCAAGCUGUCCGCAGAGAAUUUGAGACUUUUCAAAUGAAGCAGGGAGAGUCAGUGAAUGAUUAUUUUUCAAGAACAAUGGCAGUUGUAAACAAAAUGAGGCUAUAUGAUGACCAGAUGACUAAUGUCACCAUAGUUGAGAAGCUUCUUCGGUCAAUGACACCAAAGUUUGACUAUGUUAUUUGUUUGAUUAAAGAAUCAAAUGACAUAGACGAACUCUCAAUAGAUGAGCUACAAAGUGCUUUGCAGGUCCAUGAGGAAAAGGUGAACCGAAGCAACAAUAUUACCACUGAAGAGCAAGCUUUGACAGCUUCAACCUUUACUGAAUCCUCAGGUUCAAGAGGAAGAGGUAGAGGAAGCGGUAGAGGAAGAGAAGGCAGAGGAAACCCAGAGGAAAAUGGAAGCAAGGAUCUAAAUUUUUAA